AUGUUGCAUUGCAACCCGAAAAGUUGGAACUUCGAUAUUGAUCGAUUUUUCAACCCUUUCGUCCCGCCGCCGCCAUGGGCUCAUCUCCCAUAUCCGGUAUCACAUUUCUUCGGCUAUCGCAAGUCUAAGCCUGACAACACCGGCAACAUCGUGCCGAUUUUCUGGGCUUGCAUAGGCGUCUUCUGCGGCGUGGCUGCAGUCGCCGUUGUCUCUCGCCAAAUCCCUUCCUUCAGAGAACAUGGAGCCCCCAUCAUCGUCGGCAGCUUUGGCGCAGCCGCCGUGUUAGAGUUCUAUUCCAUCGAGGCGCCGCUCUCUCAGCCCCGCAACUCAGUCCUCGGGCAGCUCCUCGCCGCGCUUGUAGGGGUCGCAAUCUGCAAACUGUUCCAGCUCAGCCCGCACUUCCAGGAGGUACGCUGGUUGGGAGGGGCCCUGUCGUGCGCGCUGGCGACGACCGUUAUGGCGCUUACGAAGACGGUGCACCCCCCUGCUGGCGCGACGGCACUCCUGGCCGUCGUCGACGACGGGGUGGUGAAGCUGGGCUGGUUCUUGGUGCCUAUUGUGAUGCUUGGCUGUGUCGUAAUGCUUGCCACCGCGCUAAUCAUUAACAAUGUUCAACGGCGCUUCCCGAUGUACUGGUGGACGCCUGAGGAUGUACGGCAACACCGCGUGCCGUGGAAACGUAGGGGCGACGAGGAGAGCCAUGGGAAGGCUGAGGCCGACGAGGUUGAAUCGAGGAGUAGGAGCGAGUCCACGGUGAAGCCAGACCCAGUGUUGAUCAUGAGGCCUGGGGAAGUGAUUGUGCCCGAACACAUGUUCAUCACACCUGAGGAAAAGCUGUUUUUGGAGCAGUUGAGUAAUCGGCUUUGA
Messenger RNA from Colletotrichum siamense, 867 nucleotides. RefSeq names its product Transmembrane protein. NCBI's taxonomy places the organism in Eukaryota, Fungi, Ascomycota, Sordariomycetes, Glomerellales, Glomerellaceae. Bases 1 to 867 code for a protein of 288 amino acids. The record is from RefSeq and is a predicted model, not a curated record. The transcript is spliced from 2 exons.